UAAUUUGUCUAAUUAUACUGUUGUUUACAAAAAAUAAUUAUUAUUUUAAUUAAAAUAUAAUUUUGAAAAUAUUGGAUCCACGUUUAUCAAAUUUCCCGCGAACACUACCCUAUAUGAGAGGAGACCAAAGAGAAUAUAAUUAUACUUCGAUGUACACUAGAUAGGUUAUUAGAUAUCUGUGAUUCAAUAUUCACCUAGAGACCUUUGGCUUAAAGGUCUCGUUACCAGGCCAUAAAAUUAUUAUAAAAAAAAACCUAGAGACCUAUGUUAACAUAACAUUGUUGUUUGUUUUGCUUUUGCUCAAAAGUUGGAAUUUCGAUACUUAUGUUCAAUUUAUAAAAACAUUCGUUAUUAAUACUUUCGAAAAAAAUGUCAGAAAUAAAAAAUGCAAACGAGAGUGUUGAGACACAAAAAAGUUGCCCGUUGAAUUUACCGCCUGUUGUUGACGAGGGCGAAAUUAAAACUAACAAUAAACUUAAGGAUCGAUUAAGAAAAUACAUUAAGAAGUUAGACAAGUCAGGAACAAGCAUAACCAAGGAAGAGAGUGACAAAAUUGAAGUUGAAACCUUCAAACAACUAUAUAAACCAAAAUUUGAUGGUAUUGAAGAAACUUAUAAAAAAGUUCCAAAAUUUUACUUUAAACUUCCUCGAUCUGAUGAUAUGUUAUCACAGAAGUUAAGAGAGGAGACCCGAGCUCAGUUUCUUCAGAAGAAAAGUAAAGAGUUACUUGACAAUGGGGAAUUGAAACAUUUAUGGAGUUUGCUCGAGAAAUCAAAUGGUAGUUACAGUAUGUCAAAUAGUGAUGAGCUGACAAUUGAUUAUGUACAGUAUAGAAAAAUAAGGGAUGAGGCAGGGCCUAAAUAUAGGCCCUACUUUACAGCCGAGGUAUUUGGCCGUCUUCAAGCAGCAGAAGGUGGUAUAGGAUGGGUUAGAGGUGUGUCCCUGUUCAACUAUGUCAUGAGACGUGUUUGGUUACAGCAGACUCGAAUAGGACUAUCUUUGUAUGAUGUCACUGGACAGGGAUAUCUCACUGAACAUGAUCUAGAGAGUUAUAUAGCUGAAUUAGUACCAUCUCUAGCAGCACUAGAUGGUCUAGACUCAUCAUUCACAUCAUUCUAUGUAUGCACAGCGGCAAGGAAGUUUCUCUUCUUUUUGGACCCACUACGAGUUGGAAGAGUAAGGAUACGAGAUGUGCUUUCUUGCUCUUUUCUUGAUGAUUUGCUAGAGUUAAGAGAAGAAGACCUACCAAUGGAGCUCCAGGAACAAAACUGGUUCAGCGCAGCAUCAGCACUCCGUGUGUAUGGACAAUAUCUCAAUCUGGAUAGAGAUCAUAAUGGGAUGUUGAGUAUUAAUGAACUGGCAGGCUACGGUUCAGGAACCUUGACUCGAGCCUUCCUUCAACGAGUUUUCCAGCAGUGCCUCACCUAUGAUGGGGAGAUAGACUACAAGACUUAUCUAGAUCUAGUACUGGCUCUGGAGAACAGACGUCAGCCGGCAGCCCUAGCAUACCUGUUUAGAGUUCUAGACAUCAAUUCUCAGGGAUAUCUCGAUGCGUUUACCUUGAAUUAUUUCUUUAAGGCGAUUCAAGAGCAAAUGAUAGCCCAUGGCGCGGAACCUGUAAAUUUCGAUGAUGUGAAAGACGAAAUCUUUGACAUGAUCAGACCAGAGCAUCCAUCCAGAAUAACUCUGCAAGAUUUAGUUAGAAGUGGUCAAGGGCACACGGCCGUGUCCAUACUGCUGGAACUUCACGGUUUCUGGGCUUACGAGAACCGGGAAGCUUUAGCGGCCGCAGGAGACCAUUCCUGACAGGGUCCUAUUGAGCCGAAAAUGAUGGAGAUUUUGAAAAAGAAUGCUGGAAAUUUAGCGUCUACUGCAGCAUUUGAUGGAUAAAUUUAUUUUAGUAAAUUUAACUGUGUAAGAGGCGUGAAAUGCGCCAUAUAUGUCCUAUCUGAGGGAAUAUUAAACUGAUCAGAAUUUAAAAUCAGUGCUACAGUCCCACUCUUCAUUUCUGAAGGUCAUGUUAAUGGCUCUGCACAACUUCCUCCUCUCACCCCUGUCUUCAGCAAGGCUCUGCGCCUGGAUGAUGGUAAGACCCGUAAUGCCAUUUACUUGAUCGGUCCAGCGAGUAGGGGAGCUGCCUCGAGGCCAGUCUGCCAGUCAGGAUGAGUUUUUCUAAGCUAUCUGGAUCUCAUUGUAUUGUCUCAGUUGAUGGUUUCCACCAUCUUUCAGGGAGUGUUCAAGUAACACACUUAUUUUACUAGAACAAUUGUUCAAUUUAUCUUCUAAUUUAUCUAUCGUGAGUCUUGGCCUCAGUCACGAGAAAACGUUACAUAUGCAGACCGUGCGCUAGCGCUUCAAAUCGGCCACUUGGAGCACAUCCAAUACCGCUAUCGUCUUUUGAAUGCAAUAUCGAUGUAAUUGAAUCACAAUUGCAAAAGUUAGUGUGAGUUACAGAGCUGGAAAAGACGACAAUGAAUUACGCAUAAAUGACGUAAAUUGUUAGCAUUUUUUAUCUGAUGUAUUAAAAAGGUACACACGUAUUUAUGAAACGAAAUUUCUGUCAUAAAAACGUAAUAUGAUUAUAAAAUUUCAAAACGUCCUAAACCAUAUGUAAACAAUACACUUCCUUAUGUUCAUACAAUAAAGUUAUUGACGAGUGUU
Molecule: messenger RNA, 2661 nt
Organism: Pieris brassicae (large cabbage white)
Lineage: Eukaryota; Metazoa; Arthropoda; Insecta; Lepidoptera; Pieridae
Product: serine/threonine-protein phosphatase 2A regulatory subunit B'' subunit gamma-like
Exons: 7
Coding region: 370-1806 (478 amino acids)
Biological process (GO): positive regulation of B cell differentiation; B cell homeostasis; microtubule cytoskeleton organization
Cellular component (GO): centrosome; spindle
Source: RefSeq, a predicted model, not a curated record